Molecule: messenger RNA, 786 nt
Organism: Lathyrus oleraceus (garden pea)
Lineage: Eukaryota; Viridiplantae; Streptophyta; Magnoliopsida; Fabales; Fabaceae
Exons: 2
Coding region: 1-786 (261 amino acids)
Source: RefSeq, a predicted model, not a curated record
AUGCAUCCUAAUGAGAAUCUCGUACUUGUUCUCGUUAUUCCUCUCUUAAACGCCGAUAACUAUCAUUCUUGGCCAAGAUCCAUGACAAAGGCAUUAAGAUCCAAGAAUAAAUUGCAUUUCAUCCAUGGUGCAUUACCUCGACCACCAGAUGAAGAUCGUGACUCCAUUGCUUGGGCUCGGUGCAACAAAGUGAUCAUGUCAUGGUUGAAUAACUCGAUCGAAUAUGAGAUUUCACAAAGCGUUUUAUGGAUGGAAAGAGCUCCAGGCAUAUGGAAGGAAUUGAAAGAUCAUUUUUAUCAUGGAGAUGUUUUCAUAAUUUCAGAAAUUCGGGAAGAAAUUUGCACCCUUAGGAAAGACAUUGACAAGAUUCACAACUAUCGAGAUUAUGAUCAAGUAAUCAGAUUUCUCAAAGGUUUGAAUGAUAACUACUCUACAGUUAGAUCCCAAAUCAUGUUGAUGGAUCCUCUCCCAAAUAUUUGUAAAGUUUAUUCCUUACUUGUUCAACAAGAAAGACAGUUUAUAGUUCCUAUUGAUGAAUCCAAGCUUUUAGCUUUCCCUGCUACUCAGUCUCAAUGUAGAGGUAACAGUUCCUUUCGAGGAAAAGGAUCAAGAAGUGGUAGAUCAUUUUAUGGUCGUGGAAAAGGCAUGAGAGUUUGCACUCAUUGUGGCAUAACCGAUCACACUAUAGAUACCUGUUUCAAAAAGCAUGGUUAUCCUCCUCAUUGGCAACUACAUGGUCAAGUUAACAAUGUUUCCACCGAUUAUGAUCAAGAAGAUGAGGCUUAA